AUGACUCUAGCCUGGAGACACUUGCCAAGAACUCUGCGCCUGGAGACUCCCUCUCGCAGGGCACCCACGACAUGCCCUUCCCUGAGCGUAGGUCCUUUCUGGACAUCUGUAACCAAGCUCGGUCUUCAUACGAAGCCCAGAAUGCCUCCAUGUGACUUCACACCUGAAAAAUACCAGUCCCUUCCCUACCGCCGUGUCCUGGAGAUCUACCAGCAACACCUCUCCCCCAUGCAGACAGCGUACUUCCCACAGCCUCUGCUGCUCCACCAGGGUCACAUGGAGUGGCUAUUUGAUCACGAGGGAAACAGAUACCUGGACUUCUUUUCUGGGAUUGUCACUAUCAGUGUUGGUCACUGCCACCCGAAGGUAAACGCAGCGGCAGGAAAGCAGCUCGGCCGCCUGUGGCACACGAGUGCCGUCUUCUUCCACCCCCAGAUCCAUGAAUACGCAGAGAAGCUUUCCGCGCUCCUUCCUGAACCCCUAAAGGUCAUUUUCUUGACAAACAGUGGUUCAGAAGCCAACGACCUAGCCAUGCUGAUGGCCAGAGCACAUUCAAAGAACACACACAUCAUUUCUUUCAGAGGAGCCUACCAUGGAAGCAGUCCUCACACACAUGACUUGUCAAACGUAGGGCCAUUCAAGAUGACACUCCCUGGUGGGGUGGGCUGCCAAUCAACAAUGUGCCCAGAUGUUUUCCGUGGCCCGUGGGGAGGAAGCCACUGCCGAGAUUCUCCAGUACAAACAAUUAGGAAAUGCAGCUGUGCACCAGACUGCUGCCAAGCUAAAGACCAAUACAUCGAACAGUUCAAAGAUACUCUGAACACUUCUGUGGCCAAAUCAAUUGCUGGAUUUUUUGCAGAACCAAUUCAAGGGGUGAAUGGGGUGGUUCAGUACCCGAAGGGGUUUCUGAAAGAAGCCUUCGAGCUGGUGCGCGAGCGAGGAGGCGUGUGCAUUGCGGACGAAGUGCAGACGGGAUUCGGAAGGCUGGGCUCUCACUUCUGGGGCUUCGAAACGCACGGCGUCCUGCCAGACAUCGUCACCAUGGCGAAAGGGAUUGGGAAUGGCUUUCCCAUGGCCGCAGUGGUGACAACGGCAGAGAUUGCCAAGUCUCUGGCUAAAUGCGUGUUGCACUUCAACACCUUCGGAGGGAACCCCAUGGCCUGUUCCAUUGGCUCAGCCGUGCUUGAGGUGAUUAAAGAAGAAAAUCUGCAGGAAAACAGUCGAGAAGUUGGCACGUACAUGCUACUGAAGUUUGCCAAGCUGCGGGACGAAUUUGAAAUUAUCGGAGACGUCCGAGGCAAAGGCCUCAUGAUAGGAAUAGAAAUGGUGAAGGAUAAGACGAGCCGCCAGCCUCUUCCUCGUGAAGAAGUAAAUCAGAUCCACGAGGAUUGCAGACACAUGGGACUUCUGGUUGGCAGAGGUGGCGUUUUUUCUCAGACAUUCCGCGUUGUGCCCCCACUAUGCGUCACGAAGCCAGAAGUUGACUUUGCAGUGGAAGUUUUUCGGGCUGCGGUGAUCCAACACAUGGAAAGGAGAGCUAAAUAAAAGCUCAGAUAUAAAACCCACAUGCCUCA
Molecule: messenger RNA, 1574 nt
Organism: Molossus molossus (Pallas's mastiff bat)
Lineage: Eukaryota; Metazoa; Chordata; Mammalia; Chiroptera; Molossidae
Gene: AGXT2
Product: alanine--glyoxylate aminotransferase 2
Exons: 14
Coding region: 1-1545 (514 amino acids)
Biological process (GO): glyoxylate catabolic process
Cellular component (GO): mitochondrion
Molecular function (GO): L-alanine:glyoxylate transaminase activity; pyridoxal phosphate binding
Source: RefSeq, a predicted model, not a curated record